Entelurus aequoreus (snake pipefish) is the source of this 1332-nucleotide messenger RNA. RefSeq lists its product as uncharacterized. The record is from RefSeq and is a predicted model, not a curated record. The transcript has 6 exons. Bases 1 to 1083 code for a protein of 360 amino acids. Gene Ontology annotation, biological process: response to bacterium. Lineage: Eukaryota; Metazoa; Chordata; Actinopteri; Syngnathiformes; Syngnathidae.
AUGCUGUCUAGAUGGUCUGAUGUUCACUUGGUCCAACGAGGGGAGAAAAUGUGGAUCGUGCUUCAUCUGCUGCUCCUGCUCCAAAGUGGAGCAUGUACAGGUGCUUACACCUUUUCCACUCUGAUUGUUGGACCGGGACAAAGUGUCUCUCUGACAUGUUCCUACGAGGAUACUGGAUAUAUAAAUAUUUUAUUUUGGAUCCGAUUGGUUUCUGCAAACGGCCCUGACAUUUUAGCUGCAAUGUCAUCUUACAGCUCUGCUGAACGUGGAACAUCAAAUACUGGACAUCGCAUCACAGCCAAAAAAGAGCAAGGAAAAUUUGUACUGCAAAUUAGUCAAGUAGAGAAAAGUGAUUCGGCGAUCUACUAUUGUUUAAAUGUACAACAAUAUACGAAUACCAUGAUGUUUUUGAAAGGAACAUUCCUUCAGGUAACAGAACCAGAACCCUCCGUGUCUGUUGUCUCUGAAGUCCAACCAGGACCGCCUGUGAAGUUGCAGUGCUCAGUCCUCUCCCACUCUGGGAAUGACAUCUGUCAGGAUGGACACAAAGUGUCCUGGUUCAGAACUGGACCAGAAAGUGUCCAUCCCAGCUUUGUUUACGCUGAUGACGAAUGCAAGAAGAUCAAAGAUAAGUCCACACAGAAAUGUGUCCACACUUUGUCAAAGAACGUCAACUCCUCUGAUGCUGGAACUUACUUGUGUGCUGUGGUCACAUGUGGGAGGAUUUUCAUGGGAACUUCCAUAAAAGUCAACAACACCCAAGAUGGUUGCAACUGGGAUUCAAACAAGUAUGUUAUCUUUGUCUUGAGUGCUGCUUUGGCCUUAAGUUUCAUCAUGUCAGCCUUCCUCAUCAACAUGAUCAGGACAAAACAAUGUUUUUGCUGCAAAGCUGGUCCACAAACACUCGAUGAAACGCUCAGUCACGUCCAGCAGAGAAACGAGGACUCUUUGGUUUAUUCCAUGCCGACCAUUGUCUCCAGGAAAACUGGCAAAGCGAGGCAGACAAAUACGAGGGCAGCAGAGCAAUUCAGCACGUACGCCGAUGUCUAUCUUUGUGACUCAGUUCUCACGAAACAAAAUUAAAAUGUGUUCUGAUACACAUUAUAUUACUAUUACACAUUCUUAUACUUUUUUCCUGUAAGAAAAUGAUAAUGGAGACACAAAGAAGAGGUGGGAAUAAAUAGGCUCUUUUUCUUCCGGCUCCUUUUCGGUCAUGUUGAUUUUAUGUGAGUUGAAGUGUGAUGUUUUUCAAUGUAACAUGUUUAAAGUAACUGAACUACUCCCAAUACUAAUAGAUUUCAAAGUAAAUUGAAGCAAGUAACAGCAAAUGUA